AUGAGUCUAUUUGGCGACAUUGUGGAGCACGAGACGGAGGAGGCCACCCUUCCCGACUUGACUGAGCACGAGAAGAUGACGGGCUUUCCUGCCUUGCAGAAGAUAGAGUUUAAGAGGCCAUCGAGGUUCAAGGCUAAGUUUGGAGGAUCAAGGCCGCCUCCACGGCAACAGCCUCCCAAGGAGGUACCAUCCGACCCCCCUGCUGCAGCUUCGAAAGAACAAGCAAAGAGCGAAGCACAACAAAUUCAUGAGGAGAACCUCAAAAGGAUCAUGCAAUUAUCGCCAGACCAAUUUAUAAGCGAGAGAGAUGAGCUAUUUCAGGGUCUCGAUCCAAAGCUUUUGGAAGGAUUGAAGAAAAGGGCAGAGAAGAAGGAGCAUAGACAUGAGCACGCAGAAGGAUUCGAUGGCUGGAUCGGCGGAGGCCGUGAUGGAACAAACUUGCCUCACCUUGACGCUGAGGAGGUCAACAAAGCUUUGGGUAUUAAGACCGUGAAGUUCGAUGCAACGCCCGUUGAGCAUCAAAUAAUGAAUAGCGUGGAGUCAGAUGAUGAGAUCGGCGAACAGGAUGAAGAUGAGGAUGCCGAAAUUGCCCCGGAUGACUACCAGAUUGUUCCACCUGAAGAGGCGGCAACGGCAGAUAUGCAUUUCCCAAAGCAAAAGAAGGCCAUGGACGAUCCCGAGAUGGAUAUCAAUGAUCCAAGAUUUCUUGACAAGUUACACGAAAAAUAUUAUCCCGAUCUUCCAAAAGAAACUAACAAACUUGCCUGGAUGGCAGAACAACCUAGCCAGGAGAGAAAGACAUCCUACGAGGCCAUUAGUGACAUGCGCUUUGACUUCAAGGGUAACUUGAUUGAGCUAGACGACAACUCUUCAACUGAAAUCCCAACUUAUUUGGGUCUUCAUCAUCACUCUGAAGAUCCACACAUGGCAGGCUAUACUCUCACUGAGUUGGCUCAUUUGGCACGUUCAGUAGUUCCGACGCAAAGAUGUAUAGCUAUUCAGACACUCGGACGAAUUCUUCACAAGCUUGGCCUUCACAAGUACAACAUAAUGCCUAUUCAAGAUGAGGAAGACGGCAAUCAAAUCACAAAGGAGGUUUCAAUCUUAAUGAAAGAAUUUGAACUUAUGAUGUGGGACAUGGUUGAUAAACUUCGUAUCAUUGAAACUAUCACUGAAGCAGCCGACGAAAAGAAGACAAGGAAUCUCUCUGUUCGUAAUUAUGCGAUCGAAGCUCUUUGGCUUUGGAAACAGGGCGGAGGUAGACCUGAGGAUAAGAGACGGACUGAGGAAGAUGUGAUCGCAGAGCAGCUACAGCAGAUGUAA
Molecule: messenger RNA, 1323 nt
Organism: Candidozyma auris
Lineage: Eukaryota; Fungi; Ascomycota; Pichiomycetes; Serinales; Metschnikowiaceae
Exons: 1
Coding region: 1-1323 (440 amino acids)
Biological process (GO): transcription by RNA polymerase II
Cellular component (GO): nucleus
Source: RefSeq, a predicted model, not a curated record